This is a messenger RNA of Stomoxys calcitrans (stable fly), 3855 nucleotides long. RefSeq lists its product as uncharacterized. The record is from RefSeq and is a predicted model, not a curated record. NCBI's taxonomy places the organism in Eukaryota, Metazoa, Arthropoda, Insecta, Diptera, Muscidae. The coding region runs from base 1 to 3855 and encodes 1284 amino acids. Gene Ontology annotation, biological process: proteolysis; DNA integration. The transcript is spliced from 2 exons. Gene Ontology annotation, molecular function: nucleic acid binding; aspartic-type endopeptidase activity.
AUGCAACAGGAGGCACAACAGGAAAUGGAAAUUCCCGAAACUGAUCAGAAAUCGAUACAGUCCACUUCCAAUGGUGAUUCCAUUGUUCCCAUACAGUCUUGUUUCGCAGCCAACAGCAAGACCGUGCUGUUGGGAACGGCCAUGGUUGGUAUCCGACAUAAUGGGGAGAUUUUCAAGGCACGAGCACUUUUCGAUUCUGGGUCGGAAGCGUCUUUCCUGUCAGAACACCUUUUCAACUUGCUUAAACUAAAAGCACGCAAAUUUAUGGCUCAUAUAUCCGGCCUUAAUGGCACCCUCUCUGCGAAGACUCAGAAAAUAUGUAUGCUUCAAAUCACUUCUCCAAUGACUUCAGGUUUUGACCUGGAGGCCCCCAUUAUGGUCAUUCCUAAGCUAACAUCCUCACUGCCUACUUUUUCUGUAUCCGAGGAAAUGUUUUCCACACUUCCUGACAUCCACCUGGCAGACCCUGAGUUUUAUCGGUCAUCGUAUAUUGACAUUUUGAUAGGGGCAGAUCUGAUUCCGCAGGUCAUGUUAAAUGGCAUUAUUAAUCCAGUUUGUGGGUCUCUUUUGGCCCAAGAAACAGUAUUUGGUUGGAUUCUGACCGGUCCCAUUCCAAAAGAGCCUAUUUCAGUCUUCCGCACUACUGUUUCACUUCCAGAUGAUAUCGCCUUAGAUGAACUAGUUUCCAAAUUCUGGGAACUGGAGGACCUCCCUAGGGUUAAACCUAUUUCCGAUAUGGACAAGUAUUGUGAGGACAUGUUCGUGGAAACCACCACCAGAAACGAGGCAGGCCGGUAUAUUGUUACGCUGCCAUUUAAACCCGAAUUUCCUUCCGGUAUUCAACUCGGGCAGUCCCAAAAGAUAGCUCUUUCUCAGUAUAUAAGAAAUGAGAAUCGGCUUCUCAGAGAUAUUGAGCUUAAGAGGCAGUACGAUGCGGUUCUGGCAGAGUAUAUUGAAUUAGGCCAUAUGAAGAGGGUAAGGGACAUUGAUUUCACUCCCAAAUCCAAUUUUCACUACUUGCCACACCAUGCUGUUGUUCGUCCAAAUAGCGUUACUACAAAAGUUCGUGUAGUGUUCAACGCGUCAAACCCUACCUCUAAUGGUAUGAGUUUGAACGACGUCCUCCACCCUGGUCCAUCUUUGCAGAAAGAUCUGUGCACUUUAUUACUCCAGUGGCGAUUUUAUAAAGUGGUUUUCAAUAGCGAUAUUGAAAAAAUGUAUCGCCAGAUUUGUGUCCAUCCGAAACACACUACAUUCCAGAGAAUUCUCUACCGAAAGUCCCCUUACGAUGAAAUCGAAGAAUUUGAGCUACAGACGGUUACGUUUGGGGUAAAUUGUGCCCCAUUCUUGGCUCUACGCACAAUUCAGCAACUGGCUACAGACGUAAGGCUUCAAUAUCCGCUUGCAAGCGAGAUUUUGGAAUCGUCGAUGUACGUCGACGAUGUUCUUGGGGGGAGUCAUGAUAUUUUGUCCGCAACUAAGACCCAGAAGGAACUCAUUUCGGCCUUGGGGACAGCCGGUUUUUUAUUGAGAAAAUGGACUUCUAACUCUAAGGAGUUCCUAAAAUCCAUUCCAAAGGACCAUCUUCUGAAUUCCGAAUUUCUUGAGUUUGAAGAUUCAAGUAAGGCCAAGACUCUGGGUGUUCGUUGGAACGCGAAACUUGAUGAUUUUUAUUUCGUAGCCGGGCAAUUAGACGCAAAUUCCGAUCCCACUAAGAGGAAUAUUCUUUCCAAUAUAUCGAAACUAUUCGACCCAGCUGGGUGGCUAUGCCCCUUCAUAGUUCUCGCAAAACUUCUAAUGCGGGAUGUUUGGUUAUCCAAAGUCGGGUGGGAUGAUCCCCUUCCUCCGAAUUUACUUGCAGCAUGGCAUUCAUUCUUGGGGAAUUAUUCUAGGAUUGGAGAUAUACGAAUUCCUCGCUGGAUACAUUUCACUCCUGAAAGCGAUAUGGAACUCCAUGGCUUCUGUGACGCCUCUGAAAAGGCGUACGCAAUAGCCAUUUAUGUUCGAGUCGCGGCUCCCAGCGGUGAAAUUGUCACACACCUCCUUAUGUCAAAAUCGAGGGUGGCACCAUUGAAGACAAUUUCAAUUCCUAGACUCGAACUUUGUGGCGCGGCCUUACUGGCGGAGGCCAUUGAAUCGAUUCUGCCGUCCAUUCCAAAUUGCAAGGUUUUCUGUUGGACAGAUUCAACGAUAGUCCUUGCCUGGUUAAUGAAACCAGCGUUCCAAUGGAAGACUUUUGUGGCUAACCGUGUUUCAAAAAUAUGUGAGGUAGUACCAGUGGACCACUGGGGCCAUGUUGAAUCAAGGCAGAAUCCUGCGGAUUUGGCUUCCCGUGGAGUGUUUCCCGAUGAGUUAAUUCAGAAUGACCUUUGGUGGUUUGGUCCUCUGUGGCUUAGGCAUCCAUCGAGCCUUGGGCCAAUUAAGAAUGGUUUGUCAAUAGAUGAGACACUAUUGGAAGCUAAGACUAUUCACAGCCACUUUACUUACUUCCAAAACUACCAAGAUCCUCUGGAUAGGUUUUCUUCGCUGGGAAGAGCUCUUAGAGUGAUGGCAUAUGUAUACCGUUUUAUUUCUAAUUGCCGUGCUUCAGCCGAUAUAACUUCACGAACUCAUUCGCUGACCAAUGACGAAAUCCAGGAUGUUCGAGAUCGUUUAAUUGUCUUGUCACAAAAAUUAUUUUAUCCAACUGAAUAUAAGGCAUUGUCAAAUGGGGAGCAAAUUACGUCCACCAGUUCCUUAUUGACUUUGAACCCCUUUUGUGAUCCCAAAGGCCUCUUAAGAAUAUGUAGUCGCAUAGCCCAUUCCGAGAGCCUCACUUAUAAUGAGCGUUAUCCUAUUAUCCUGCCGUAUCACGGUACCUUCUCCCGAUUGCUGAUACUGUUCAUACAUUGCAUUACAUUGCAUGGAGGCAACAGUUUAAUGCUACGAAUGUUGCGUCUCCAGUUCUGGAUUCCAAAGGCGAAAAUUCUUAUAAAGGCCUGUGUUCACAAUUGCAAGAUUUGUGUAAUUUCCAAACACAAGCUUAGAACGCAGCUGAUGGGAACCCUUCCUCCAGAACGUACCACGCUCAGUCGACCAUUCACGAAUACUGGUAUUGACUUUGCAGGUCCGUUCGACAUAAAAAACUACUCGGCGCGAUCCUGUACUAUAACAAAGGGAUACGUAUGUUUAUUCGUUUGUUUCGCUACACGUGCUAUCCACUUGGAGCUCACAAGUUCCUUGACCACUUCAGCCUUUCUAGCGGCCUUUCACCGUUUUUCUUCCAGACGUGGGUGUCCCUUAAAGAUCUUUUCCGACAAUGGCAAAACAUUUGUUGGAGCAUCGAAAGAGGUGGCGAAAAACUUUCUUCAAAGAUCGCGGGACGAGACACUUUUCCAAUUCUCCUACCAGCGCUUAUCCUGGCACUUCAUUCCACCAGGAGCUCCUCAUAUGGGAGGGCUCUGGGAAGCCGGGGUGAAAAGUUUUAAGGCUCAUUUCCGAAAGAUGGCAGGAUGUCAUAAAUUUACGUUCGAGGAAUUCACUACUAUACUUUCCCGUAUCGAAGCCUGUUUAAACUCGCGACCUAUUUCACCUUUAUCCGAAAAUCCCGACGAUUUGCUAGCUCUUACCCCUGGACAUUUCCUUACUGGGGGUCCUUUGCUUUCACCUGCCGAACCUGACGAAUCCGAGACUACUAUUUCUGUAGUUAAUCGUUGGCGAAGAGUUGUGGCAUUAUCUCAACAGUUCAGUAUUAGAUGGAAACAUGAGUAUCUUAAAGAGCUUCACAAGCGCAUUAAAUGGAAAAGACCACAGCCAAAUAUCCAGAUUGGAAUGGAAAUUGGGGCGUAUUUCGAAGAUAUAUUAUGGCAAGGAUGA